AUGGAUAAGAAACACGCAAAACAAAAUAUAAGGAAGUCAAUAAGGUGGGGUAAAUCUUGUUCAAACUGCAGAAGACGUAAAGUUAAAUGCAAUUUUGAAAUACCCUGUGAUAGAUGUAUUACUCGAAACCAAGCUCAAACAUGUACUCGUGAUCCUAUGAUUUUUGAUGGUAUGUUAGUCAAGAAUGAGGAACGUGAAUUAAAAUUUUCCCGGGAAAACGAAACACUAAAGAACAAAAUCAAAGAACUACAAGACACCAUUCAAAAACUAGUAAACAAUAAAGAAAGUUUAAAAUCGUUACAACCCAAUGAAGGAAAUGAUACUAGACGAAGUAAAUUUGUUUUAGUAGAACACUUUCAAUUUGUUGAAAAGGAGAGCCUUGUAAUAGAUCCAAUGUUCAGCAAAGAUUGGGGGAGUUACUCAACAACAAUCAGCAAACUCAAGAGGUCAUUCGACAGAGGAUUUAUUUCUGAAACACAAUCAGAUAUGGAUAUUCAGGCUGGUUAUGAUACAGAGGACUGGUUAGCGCUCAAACAUAGCGAUUACUCGUCUUACAAAGGCGAAGACUUAAAGAGUAAAUGCUGGCAGUUUGAGCUAGACAAGAUCCAGAACUUAACAAAAAAGGAUUGUGACAUACUAAUUAACUCUGGGCUAAACAUAAUUUAUCUUUACCCUAUUAUUGAUAGACAAAAAUUUAUGUGCAAAUAUAACUCAUAUUGGAAAAGAACUGGCAUAGAAGAACAACAUCUCUCUGAGAAAUAUUGCAAAUCCAGUGAUACCUAUCUCUUUCUCAGCUUAAUGUAUUCCCUAUUAUGCUUGGGUAUUUAUCAAACCAACGAAAACGAAAAAAGUUUGCUGUCCUUCACUUCAGAAGAUUGGGAAAUUUACCCGAAAGCAAUGUUUGGGUCUUCACUUGAAGCUCUAUACCGAGGAAGAUUUAUGACACAUCCACGUAUUGAAUCAAUUCAAACUAUUAACAUUCAUCGGAUAUUGUUGGGGCUGCUAAGUGGUAAGACUUUGUCCAAUAACUUGCUAUGCGUCUCUUUUUAUUUGUCGUACAAGUUGGGUCUUCACUAUAGUUGCGAUUCAAUUGCAAGGAAUAACAUGUGGACAUUAUUAACAUUUGACUGGUAUGAUGACCAUGAUAGAUAUCCACUUUCAAACAUGAGUACGUACACAUCUUUUACUCCUCCAAGUAAAUGGCUAGAUGAAGGCAAAAGUAUUAUUGAUUGGUCAACCUAUUUUUUGAACUUUCAGAUCAGAGUAUCUUCACUCAAAAGGUCGUUUUAUUAUGAGCAGUCUAAAUCAACACUAAAAGCCCUAAAAAGGGCAAACCUUGAAUUAGAAUCCUUUUUGGAAGAGGUGUCAGAAGAAAUCAAAAGAAAUUGUAUCAUGAAGCACCCCAAUAUGCCUAACGAAAGUCUUCAGCAAAUCAGGUUCCACACAAUGUUAAUAACAUAUCAUGAAAUUCUGAUUGUUAAUUGUAGAAUGUCCACCUUUUUGACUUAUAAUGAAUGGACUAAAAAUAACAGACAUGUAUGUCUAAACAGUGCAACAUAUAUCUUAAGACUUUUUGUCUCCCAAAAUAUGCACCUUCAUCACAAAGCCUAUUUUAGCAUUUGCGAUAUUUCUACAUUUGCUGCAAUUUUCUUGAUCAUAGACUCUAUGUAUUUUAUUAGUCAAACAGACUUUGUUGAAAAGUACCAGCCGUUAAUAAAGAAAACAAUAUCGGUUUUGUAUUCCUUUUCAUCACCUGUGAGAGGUGCUACUAGGGGAAUUUAUGUUAUUAAAAAGAUGAUGCUUUUAUGUCAACAAGAGUUCAGUUCGGGUCAAAAGAAAGUAUGCCAUCUUUUGUCCAAUUCUACCCCUAAAAUCCUCUCAGAUUAUAACAUGAAAAGUGGCAUCCACUUUGAAAAAAAACUGCCUCAACCAUGCAAUAAAGUGAUAGAGAAUGACAGUUCCAGCAACACACUUACAGAUAUCUCUAAUAUUGAUAGGACACACAAUCAACGUAUUGCAAAGUCAACUGAGCUGCCGAAUCCUAUAAUGGAAAUUUUAGAAGAUAGAGGCUGGACAAAUUUUAUUAAUUCAAUAGAUGAUUUAGCUUUAUCAUUUGAUGUAAAUAACUGA
This is a messenger RNA of Pichia kudriavzevii, 2130 nucleotides long. RefSeq lists its product as uncharacterized. Gene Ontology annotation, biological process: regulation of DNA-templated transcription. Gene Ontology annotation, molecular function: DNA-binding transcription factor activity, RNA polymerase II-specific; zinc ion binding. Gene Ontology annotation, cellular component: nucleus. Bases 1 to 2130 code for a protein of 709 amino acids. The record is from RefSeq and is a predicted model, not a curated record. The transcript has a single exon. Lineage: Eukaryota; Fungi; Ascomycota; Pichiomycetes; Pichiales; Pichiaceae.